AUGGAUGCCGAAAUAUGUAAAAGGUUACUUCCUUUAAAGAACUCGUUUUCUAAUUUGGACAAUGAUGGAGGCUAUCAAUUUAUAAAUAAUGAAGAUUUCCAAAAUUACUGUACUAGUGAAAAUUGUGAUGAUGAUACCGAUAAAGUUAAUGCUAGAUGUUUAUAUAUUUUUGAUGAAUUUUUUAAGAAUUCUGAUAAUUUUGAGUCUGUUGCAAAAAGUAAUAUCAAUAUUGUUGAAUACAUUAUGAUAUGGUUAAGUUAUAUGUUAAACCGUAUCAAAACUCAAGAAAAAAACAGUAUAGAACUUUUUUAUGAUACAUACAUAAAGGAUAAUGAUAAAUAUACUGAUAAUAUAAAAUAUAUUGUUGGUUAUAAAGGUUAUAAGGAUCUUAUAGAUAGAAAUAAAUAUUUUUUAAGUAUGGAUAUGAGCAUUAUAUCUAAAUUAUAUGAUGCAUUUAAUACAUUAUGUGACAUAUAUAUUGACCAUGAUGCAAACAAAUCAAAUUGCGUGAACUAUUCGGAAAAAGCUAAUCAAUUUGUUGAAACAUAUAAAAAAAUUAUCAUAGAUCAUAACAUUGGUGAAAAUAUCCGCUAUUUUCAUGUAUUGAUUAAUUUAUUAACUGAUUAUGAUAAUUUAAAAAAAAAUUGUGAAAAUAUCCCAUCCACUCCAGAUAUAACAAAAAUAAUUUCUGAACAACAUGUUUGUGAAGUUGCAUCAUCAAGUUCGUCGAUAGCAAGCAAAUUAAUUCCAAUUUUAUCGAUAUUAGUUGCAAUACCAAUUUUCUUGGGAAUUGCUUAUAAGUAUUCUUUAUUUGGAUUUCGGAAACGAUCUCAAAAACAACAUUUAAGAGAAAAUCUAAAAAAAUAA
Molecule: messenger RNA, 867 nt
Organism: Plasmodium yoelii
Lineage: Eukaryota; Apicomplexa; Aconoidasida; Haemosporida; Plasmodiidae
Product: PIR protein
Exons: 3
Coding region: 1-867 (288 amino acids)
Source: RefSeq, a predicted model, not a curated record